Gekko japonicus is the source of this 1201-nucleotide messenger RNA. RefSeq names its product unconventional myosin-Id-like. Lineage: Eukaryota; Metazoa; Chordata; Lepidosauria; Squamata; Gekkonidae. The record is from RefSeq and is a predicted model, not a curated record. The transcript is spliced from 9 exons. Gene Ontology annotation, molecular function: actin filament binding; microfilament motor activity; ATP binding. Gene Ontology annotation, biological process: vesicle transport along actin filament; actin filament organization. Gene Ontology annotation, cellular component: cytoplasm; microvillus; vesicle. The annotation marks the transcript as partial.
AUUUGAAAAGGGACGGAUCUAUACUUACAUUGGGGAAGUGGUGGUUUCUGUAAACCCUUACAAGAACUUAAACAUCUACGGCCGGGACCAGAUUGAACAGUACAAAGGUCGGGAGCUGUAUGAGAGACCCCCUCAUCUCUUUGCCAUUGCGGAUGCUGCGUAUAAAGCCAUGAAGAGACGAUCAAAGGACACGUGCAUCGUAAUAUCGGGAGAGAGCGGGGCGGGAAAAACAGAAGCAAGUAAAUACAUCAUGCAGUACAUAGCUGCCAUUACCAACCCAAGCCAGAGAGCUGAGGUCGAAAGGGUGAAGAACAUGCUGCUAAAAUCCAACUGCAUUCUGGAGGCCUUUGGCAACGCCAAAACCAACCGCAAUGACAACUCCAGCCGGUUUGGAAAGUAUAUGGAUAUCAACUUUGAUUUCAAAGGGGACCCAAUAGGCGGGCACAUCAAUAACUACUUGCUAGAAAAGUCACGGGUGAUUGUGCAGCAGCCGGGAGAGCGAAGUUUUCACUCCUUUUACCAGCUACUCCAAGGAGGUUCUGAGCAGCUCCUGCGGUCUUUACAUCUUCAUAAGGAUUUGUCUGCAUAUAGCUAUGUCGGUGCCGGAGCCCAACUAAAGUGUUCCAUCAAUGACGGUGCCGACUUCAAAGCUGUUGCCGAUGCCAUGAAAGUGGUUGGGUUCGGACCGGAUGAAGUUCAGACAGUAUACAAAAUCCUGGCUGCCAUUCUUCAUUUGGGCAAUUUGAAGUUUUCUGUGGAUUCGGAUGUGCCAGUGAUUGAAAACAGCAAGCUCGUCUCUGUCAUCGCAGAUCUGCUGUCAACCAAGGCGGACAUGGUAGAGAAGGCCCUGCUUUUUCGAACGGUCGCCACCGGCCGAGACGUCAUCGAUAAGCAGCAUACUGAGCAAGAAGCUACCUACGGCAGAAACGCAUUUGCAAAGGCGAUAUACGAACGUCUCUUCUGCUGGAUCGUGACACACAUCAACGACGUCAUUGAAGUGAAGGACCACAACAGCACGGUUCACGGGAAGAACACGGUCAUCGGUGUCCUGGAUAUUUACGGCUUUGAGAUCUUCGACAAUAACAGUUUCGAGCAGUUCUGCAUUAAUUAUUGCAAUGAGAAGCUGCAGCAGCUCUUCAUUCAGCUGGUUCUAAAGCAAGAGCAGGAAGAGUAUCAGCGCGAGGGGAUUCCAUGGAAGCAC